Molecule: messenger RNA, 1274 nt
Organism: Anguilla anguilla (European eel)
Lineage: Eukaryota; Metazoa; Chordata; Actinopteri; Anguilliformes; Anguillidae
Gene: capgb
Product: capping protein (actin filament), gelsolin-like b
Exons: 9
Coding region: 148-1188 (346 amino acids)
Biological process (GO): barbed-end actin filament capping; actin filament severing; actin polymerization or depolymerization
Cellular component (GO): cytoplasm; actin cytoskeleton
Molecular function (GO): actin filament binding; phosphatidylinositol-4,5-bisphosphate binding
Source: RefSeq, a predicted model, not a curated record
UUUGUUUCAAAGCCAAGGGGCUGGGCUAAACUGCUGGAGCAAGGCAGGAAGUUUAUAAAAAGAAGUUACCCUGUGUGUGCAUUGGUUUUUUGUGCAUUCAGAUCCCGCUCAUUUCAAUCUGCACUCACCACUCCCCAGGCUGUAAGAAUGCAACCUUUCCAGGCAGCUCCAGGUCAGUUUGGGCCCGAGGCCAGGGAACCAGGGCUACGAGGCUGGAGGGUGGAGAAGAUGAAGGCCGUUCCACUGGAACCCUCCGAGCUGGGGGCCUUCUUCAACGGGGACUCCUACCUGGUGCUGAGCAACAGAGGAGAGGAGGGGGCUGAUCUGCACAUGUGGCUCGGUGAGAAGUCCUCGCGUGACGAGCAGGUGGCCUGCGCCAUGUUGGCGACACAGCUGGACAACUUCCUGGGCGGGGACCCUAUCCAGCAUCGGCAAGUCCAGGGCUACGAGUCACCUGAGUUCAUGAGCCUCUUUCCCAGAGGAGUCAGCUAUAAGGAGGGCGGUGUGGAGUCAGGGUUCCGCAAGACACCAUGUGGUUCUGGUCCAGUCCACAGGUUGUACCAGAUCAAGGGCAAGCGGAAUAUUCGAGCUAAGGAGGUCGAGCUCACCUGGGCAAGUUUUAACAAGGGAGACUGCUUCAUUCUUGACAUGGGAGAGACCAUUAUUUCCUGGAUUGGCUCCCAGGCCAACGUCUUUGAGAAACAGAAGGUGCGUGAGAUCGCAACCCUGAUUCGUGACACAGAGAGGCAUGGGAAGGCCCGCAUCACAGAUGUCAAUGAAGGAGAGGAAACACCAGAGAUGCUGAAGGUGCUGGGUCCAAUGACAGGUCUGAAAGAGGAAAACUCCGAAGCUGACUCCGAAGCUGACUCCAAAGCUAGCUCUGCCUCUCUGUACAAGGUGUCUGAUGCCACAGGAUCAAUGAAGCUGACCAAAGUGUCAGAGAAAAGCCCAUUUCAGAAGGACCUCCUGGUGCGUGAUGACUGCUUUAUCCUGGACAAUGGAAACAAUGGCAAGAUCUUUGUCUGGAAAGGGAGUGGAGCCAAUGCAGAAGAGAAGAAAGAGGCUCUAAAGAUGGCUGAUGACUUCAUCCAACAGAUGAACUAUCCCAAGAUGAAAACACAGGUGGAGAUCCUUCCCCAGGGCAGAGAGAGGGUCAUUUUCAAGCAGUUCUUUAAGAACUGGGACUGAAGUCACCCAUAACCAAAGCAUUUCCAUGCAUGUCCCACCUUCGUCAAAUAAACAGCAAGCAAUAUUAUUCUUACUGAUGUCAUGUU